CAAGUGCAGGGGAACAACUGUAGGCCGGCGUUCUACGCUCACAUAACCUCUUUUCUCCCCUUCCUAAACCCUGAUCAUUUUAUUGAAUACUUGCUUCUCUCCCGGUAGUCUUUCCGAGUUCACUCGUAAAAGCUGAAUCCAGCUUGUCAUUCUUAACUUGGGCGAGUCAAAGCUAUGCAAGUCCUCUCAAACGCGCGUCGACUCGCUAGGGUUUUGAAGCCGCCGGUUCUCCUAGGAUCAGCUGCGACUCAUAAAUUGCUCUCAUCCGAUAUUCAAAUCACGUUUUCUCCUCGCACUUCUCAUCAAUGGGAAAGCUACAACUUUUAUUCCUCCGAUUCCCUCUACUUCUCUGGCACUCGUUUGUUAAUGGCGCAACAAGAUAUUUACUCGAGGGCUGCUAAAGCAUCAUUUUCUACCGAAGCUUCUAGUGCUGAGAGCACCCCAACAGAAUCUGUGAAGGAGCUCUAUGAUAAAAUUCUUGAAUCUGUGAAUGUUAAGCGGACUAUGGCUCCAAAUGCUUGGUUGUGGUCUUUGAUUGAAAACUGUAAAAGCAUCGAGGAUGUUAGACUUCUCUUUGACAGUUUGCAUAAUCUCCGGAAAUUUCGGCUUUCGAAUCUUCGUAUCCAUGAAAAUUUUAAUUGUCAUCUUUGCCGUGAAGUUACUAAAGCAUGUGCUAAAGUUGGGGCCAUUGACUUUGGAAAAAAGGCUUUAUGGAAGCAUAAUGUUUAUGGAUUGACUCCUAACAUUGGAUCUGCCAACCAUUUGCUGUCAUACGCUAAGGAACACAAUGAUGUAAGUUUCAUGGUUGAAGUUAUGAAACUGUUGAAAAAGAAUCACAUUCCAUUACAACCUAGUACAGCAGAUAUUGUUUUCAGUAUUUGUUACAAUGCUGGCAAUUGGGAACUGAUAUCGAAGUAUUUGAAAAAGUUUCUCAAGGCUGGAGUGAAACUACGAAAAACUGCAUUUGACAUAUUGAUGGAUUUUGCCAUCAAAAGAGGAGACACUGAAUCACUAUGGCAAAUUGAGGAAUUGAGAUCUGAGUCAACCCAACAGCACACUCUUGUUAGUGGGUUUUCAUGUGCCAAGGGUCUGAUACUAGAACGUAAGAUUGAGGAUGCUGCUGCUGUCAUUCAAAUACUUAAUGAGACUUUAUCCGACACCAAGAAGUCUGGAAUUGUGGUUCAACUUCAGAAACUAGUCAGUGAGUGGCCUUUGGAUGUAGUUAAGCAGCAGCCAGAGGAGAAUAGAAAGGCUGUAGCUGCUGCCUUGAAAACAGACAUACCAGCCGUGGUUGGUCUAUUAAACAUGGGCCUAGAGUUGAAUGUAAACUUGGAAGACCUAACUAGUAAAGCAGAAAUCCCAAGCUGAAUUGUCAAAACAUGUGAGCAUGGUAGUCGUUGAAUGAAAGAAAAACAGCCAUUUCAAUUUUAUGAAAAGCAAUUCAAUAAUCACGUAUUUGCACAAAGAAAUUAUUAAGAAGCCUUGGUAGCAUCCGUUGAUGUUGUAAUAGAAAUACAAAAUAGUGGAGUAACUGUUAUUUGAUUGUAAGUCAUUAGGGCCAAUUAGUUUAAUUUUGUGUCUGAAGUUGACAUUUUCAUGCUUUGAUCUCAAAAAUAGAUAUUGGAAGAGGAAGCUUAUAAGGUAUUUAUUUGAAGUGAGAGAAUUGGAAAUUAUUAGGUACCUGUCUCAAAUCCAUUAUGCGUACCGUUUGUCUCAAGAUUAAAUGUGCCCUCAAUUUCACAUUGAUUUGUGGGUUCCCAAUGGAUCCUAAGGGUGUGGCAACAGAGCAUCCUUGUGUCCUUCGUUGUCAUCCUUGUGUCAUUCGUUGUUAUCCUACUUUCAACAUUUUGGUCGUCUCAUUAUUAUUAUUAUUACUAUUAUUAUAUGGCCGCCUAUUGAGUUGGUUCCACUGUUGUUUUUUUGUUUUUUUAAUGAAUGUAGGAGUAAGGAAAUAUUAUUAGAUAUUUUUUUUUGUUAGAAUUAAGAUUAGGAUGUACAUGAAUUAUAAUUGUUGGAUUUAAGUUAAAAUUAUGACAAUUUUAAUAAGGUUAGAUGAAAGAAUGAUGUCUUCAUUUUUAAUGUAUUAACAACAAUUUAACUAGGUAAAAACAAUUCAUAUUCAUGAAGUUUGGGCAAAACUCCUCUUUUUGGAAGAAGAUUAAGAGGAGAUAUGUCCUUCCAAACAUUUCUCUCCAGAGUCUAGCCAAACGAUGAAACCAAAUGUCAAAUAUGACUUUUCUCUCAAGUGGUUUCCUUUGUUCUACUCAGACAUAGUAUUAAAUAGAUUCAUACUAACUGAUAGGUUAGUAUAUGGACUUCAAAGUUCCCACUUUCUAGGAAAGUUGUUCACACUCAUCAUUGACGAUUCAAACUUCUAGAGAAAACUUAAUUCUGUUUGUUUUUUUGUAAUAUAUAUAUUUACUUCUUUACAUUUUCUAACACUGUAACUUAAAAUAAUUAAUUACUACAAAAUAUUUUAUAGGACACUAAUUUUUUCAAAAGACAAUCAUUUCUCGGUUUUAAGAAUCUUAUUACUAUCACUAAAAUUUUUAUGCAUAAAUUUAUUAACAUUAAGAUGUUUUUUUAUUUUUAAUAUUGCAACAAAACAACGAAAAUUAAGAUAUUUUUUAGAACAUUUUUUUACGUACAAGUAUUUAUAAUUCCUGAAAAAUGAGUCAGCUGAAGUAGUUGAUCAAUGCUAUGGUGAAACAUAAAAUUAACAAACUGCGAACCGAAGUGAGACUAAACUUUGCAUAAGAGAGAGAGCAUACAAACAAAUGUAAAACUAGUAAUUAACUUGUAGUUUAAGGUUUUUCUUUUUUUUUUUUUU
Molecule: messenger RNA, 2830 nt
Organism: Manihot esculenta (cassava)
Lineage: Eukaryota; Viridiplantae; Streptophyta; Magnoliopsida; Malpighiales; Euphorbiaceae
Exons: 11
Coding region: 175-1368 (397 amino acids)
Molecular function (GO): protein binding
Source: RefSeq, a predicted model, not a curated record